AUGCGCUACAUCCACAGUGAGGAGACCCUCGAGGUCCCCGAGAACGUCAAGGUCUCGAUCAAGUCGAGGCUCGUCACGGUCGAGGGCCCACGCGGCAAGCUCCAGAAGGACUUCGGCCACAUUGCCGUCAGCUUUUCGUCGCCCAAGAAGAACAUUAUCAACAUCGAAAUCCACCACGGCGUCCGCAAGAAUGUUGCCGCUCUCCGCACCGUCAGGACGCUCCUCAACAACCUCAUCAUCGGCGUCACGAAGGGCUUCAAGUACAAGAUGCGCUACGUCUACGCCCAUUUCCCCAUCAAUGUGAACGUCGAGAAGAACGCCGAGUCGGGCAAUUACGAGGUCGAGAUCCGGAACUUCAUCGGCGAGAAGAUUGUCCGGAGGAUCGUCAUGCAGUCCGGUGUGGACGUCGAGAUCUCGAAGGCACAGAAGGACGAGCUGAUCCUCAGCGGUAACUCGCUCGAGGCUGUCUCGCAGAGUGCUGCCGACAUCCAGCAGAUUUGCCGGGUGCGGAACAAGGAUAUCCGGAAGUUCUUGGACGGUCUCUACGUCUCGGAGAAGGGCAACAUCGUUGAGGAGUGA
This is a messenger RNA of Parathielavia appendiculata, 579 nucleotides long. Its product is annotated as ribosomal protein L6. Gene Ontology annotation, cellular component: cytosolic large ribosomal subunit; ribosome. Gene Ontology annotation, molecular function: rRNA binding; structural constituent of ribosome. The transcript has 4 exons. NCBI's taxonomy places the organism in Eukaryota, Fungi, Ascomycota, Sordariomycetes, Sordariales, Chaetomiaceae. Bases 1 to 579 code for a protein of 192 amino acids. The record is from RefSeq and is a predicted model, not a curated record. Gene Ontology annotation, biological process: cytoplasmic translation.